Hibiscus syriacus is the source of this 935-nucleotide messenger RNA. RefSeq names its product UPF0301 protein Plut_0637-like. The transcript is spliced from 2 exons. The coding region runs from base 25 to 900 and encodes 291 amino acids. The record is from RefSeq and is a predicted model, not a curated record. NCBI's taxonomy places the organism in Eukaryota, Viridiplantae, Streptophyta, Magnoliopsida, Malvales, Malvaceae.
UAUCCUUACAUUUCCCGGAAAAGCAUGGAAGCUUGCCUUCUCUCCUCAAAUUCCUUCACCAAAACUAUCGAGUUUGAGCCCUCAAUCAAACCUAAACCACUCCAUUUUCCCAAGAAAAAAUCCAAAUUAUUUUUCUCGAGAAAAGUUGCUUCUCCAAGUUCUAUAACAUGCUGCCAUUUGAAUGAAGAUGACAACAAGCCUUCCUUUGAGUCUGAUUGGCGUUCAUUUAGAGCAAAAUUAGUGGCAAAUGAGAAAGAAUCAAGCUCCAAGGACUCUUCUUCAGCAUGGGUCGAUCCUGAUUUGGACCAUCCUCCUCUACUCGUUACGAUUGGUGAUAAAUGGGCUCACACCAUCCAUGAGCCUGAAAAGGGUUGUUUACUUAUCGCUACCAAGAAGCUCGACGGCGUCCACAUUUUCGAACGGACAGUGAUCCUCCUCUUAACGGCAGGACCAAUAGGCCCGUCUGGGAUCAUACUCAACCGACCGUCACUCAUGUCUAUCAGAGAAAUGAGAUCAACAAUCCUGAAUGAUUCUGUAGAAUUCUCGGAUCAGUCGUUAUACUUUGGUGGGCCGUUGGAAGAUGGGUUCUUUCUGGUGAGUCCAACAAAUGAUGAAGAUAGUGUGAAGAACAGUGGGGUUUUUGAAGAAGUGAUGAAAGGGGUAUAUUAUGGGACUAGAGAGAGUGUGGGGCGUGCAUCUGAGAUGGUGAUGAGAAAUGUGGUGAAAGCAGGAGAUUUUAGGUUCUUUGACGGGUAUUGCUUGUGGGACAAGGAACAACUAGAUGAAGAAAUAAAGGCUGGUUAUUGGACAGUUGUGGCCUGUAGCCCAAGUGUAAUUGCUCUUGGAUGUGUUGGAAAUGUUGGGCUUUGGAAAGAGAUUCUUGAGCUAAUAAGUCAAUAAUAAUAAUAAUAAAAUAAAAAAGUUAUUUUCUUGAA